This is a messenger RNA of Mytilinidion resinicola, 1028 nucleotides long. RefSeq lists its product as uncharacterized. The record is from RefSeq and is a predicted model, not a curated record. The coding region runs from base 24 to 1028 and encodes 334 amino acids. Lineage: Eukaryota; Fungi; Ascomycota; Dothideomycetes; Mytilinidiales; Mytilinidiaceae. The transcript has 2 exons.
CUCAGAGGGAACAAUCGCAUGCAAUGAAGCAAAUGCUCAACGUACUCUCUAGAAGAGUUUCAAACUCGACCUCUGACAACCUCUUCGAUACCCUGCUUGAAUCCACCAAAACCAUAAACCCGCAACAGCAAUGCCCGCUAUUCAGCCGCUUACCCCGUGAACUGCGCGAUGAGGUCUUUGCCUACGCCCUCCUCAACACGUGCCACGACCCCUUCCACCGGGGCUUUCCCCAGUCCGAACGGGCGAGCAAAAAGCACGACAUCGCUCUCCCGCUCCUCCUCACCUGCCGCGCCGUCUACAGCGAAACCCGCUACCUCCCCAUCUCCCUUAACGCGAUCUCCGUCGGGAAUAACGCAUCCAAGAAGGGAGACAUUGCGCCCAGUUUCCCUAAGCGUCCCCAUCAGCUCCCGGAAAGGCUCGGAAACCUCCUCCACAACCAUGCUCAGGCCAUCGACUACACUCUCAUGCAGACGUUCCUGGAAGUUGGGUAUCAUUUCCAGAGCUUUACGAAUUUCCUGACGGGACCGGAACCUGUCAAGUACCUCACGCUCCGCCUCGAGCGCAUGGACUGGUGGACGUGGGAGACGGCUCCCGGGGAUGUCGCGCGUGAUGGCGGGCUCGCGCUGGAUCAGAGCGUUGGGGCGGGCUCCGUAGAGAAUAGGCCAACGGCGGGGGUAAUGCGGGAGCUGGCGCAGAGGAGGAGGGAGAGGGGGCGGCUCGACGGCGUUGCGAUCGCUCGAGACGAAGACGGGGCGGCUGCGGGCUGGGGCGUUGCGCUCUCGCGCGAUUUCCCGGGGCUGAAGGAGCUGGAGAUGGUGUUUGAGAGCUUCAGAGCGAAGAAGGCGCAGCUGGAGGAGGUGGUGAGGUGUGCGGAGACGUGGGAGUUUGGAAUGGGGGAGGAGUUUGUGCUGAGAUGCGUUGGGGUGGAAAGGGGGAGUUGGGAAGGAGGGGAGGUGGAGAGGAAGGUGGAGUGGCAGCGUGGGCCAUUUGAGGUGACGGUUGUACGGUGGAGGAGGGUGAGGGCGUAA